AUGGAGAACUCAGGUGCAAUAUCGCCAAUCGACCGACGCAUGGCGAGAGCACAAGAAACGGCCCUAGCCCGAUUCUACGGUCUCCCAAAAGUGCACAAAGAGGGCGCUCCUCUCCGGCCUAUUGUAUCACUAAAGGGCACUCCAACCUACGGACUGGCAAAUUGGCUGUUCCAACGUCUCAAAUUUCUGACCUCCGAUUCGAACACCACAGUCAGCUCGUCAACGCAAUUCUUGGAGAAACUUAAAGGAGUAAGUCUCAUGCCAAGCGAUAUCAUGGUUUCCUUUGAUGUCACAUCCCUUUUUACUUCUAUCCCGCAAGACCUGGCAGUCGAGACAAUCGAACUACUCCUACGAGAGAAGUACGACAAAACGGAGAAUCGCCUCGAACACGCCCAAAUCAUCCAGCUCCUGAAGUUCUGUCUCAAGACGUACUUUACGUUCGACGGAACAAUCUACGAGCAGGUGAAGGGAACGCCAAUGGGUUCGCCGAUGUCGGGACUCAUAGCCGAGGCGGUCCUUCAACGGCUGGAGUCGCUGGUUUUCCGACACCACAGACCGAAAUUCUGGGCUCGCUAUGUGGAUGACAUCUUCGUCGACAUCGAACGGGAUCAGGUGCUGACUUUCAAAGAACAACGCAACGCCGUCUUCCCGGACAUUCAAUUUACGAUGGAGGAGGAGGAGGAGGAGGGGGAAAACAAUCAGCUGGCCUUCCUGGAUGUCCUCGUCUGCCGCAAAGAUUGUGGUGGCCUAAAAACCAAAGUGUUCAGGAAAGCGACAAAUACGACGCAAAUACUGAACUUCAAUAGCAACCACAUGAUCAGUCACAAACGCAGUUGA
Molecule: messenger RNA, 837 nt
Organism: Spirometra erinaceieuropaei
Lineage: Eukaryota; Metazoa; Platyhelminthes; Cestoda; Diphyllobothriidea; Diphyllobothriidae
Source: the annotation of a GenBank genome assembly